Messenger RNA from Brachypodium distachyon (stiff brome), 4136 nucleotides. Its product is annotated as basic proline-rich protein. Gene Ontology annotation, molecular function: cysteine-type endopeptidase inhibitor activity. The record is from RefSeq and is a predicted model, not a curated record. Lineage: Eukaryota; Viridiplantae; Streptophyta; Magnoliopsida; Poales; Poaceae. The coding region runs from base 1220 to 3673 and encodes 817 amino acids. The transcript has 3 exons.
GGUCUUGCUGGGCUGGAGCAAGCGCAAGACCAUUCGAAUUUCUUGUAUCUACUUUCAUAAUCUUUUUGGAUUAUCUAAUUUCGAAUUUCCUCACCCAACGGCCAAAAGUUAGGUCCUCUAUUCACUCCCAUUCUCGGCAGUUCACGAUCCCGACACAUCCAGCCAUCCCUCCUCCCUAUUCCUCCUCGCCGGCGACGGUGGUCAGCGCUAACCACCCCGCCGAGCUCCCAUUCGUCCUCCUCCAUCCCACGCAGCCGCGGCGAGUAGCAUCGAGCGGCUCCCUCUCCUCUGCACACUUCCCAGCCGGCUCUGUUUCUGAGUUUUCUCCCUUCCCCGACCUCCCAUUUCUGUUGAAUAAUCCGUUUCUACUGUCCAGUCAGGACGCAGUUGGCAUUAUCGCGAAGAUACGAGUGUAUGGUCUCUGGUGACAACAAUGCCCACGACGCCUGGCUUCUACUCACGCAGAAGAGAGGAUCAAGCAAUUUGUCCCGUGAGGCCAUGACCAGUUAUGGUCUUCCCUCCCUGCAAAGAAAAGUUUCCAGGUCAUGGAGGCUCCUUGGUCGAGGCAAAAUUAACUGCCGUAUGCAAAUCUAGCUAUCACAGGUGGCACCGUCAGGUCGACUGGAUUCUAGUUCCUCUACCUGCAGAAAGCCGGAAACCCGCUGGCAGCUCAAGCGACGACGCUCGCCUCACAUGGAGAGGCGACUUGACCGGCCGGCCGGCCGGCCGGCCUUCAUCGAUCUCUGAUACACACGUAAGUACCCACGACUAGAUCUUCCAUCCGUGGCUCAGAUCUCAGAUAAUUGUUUCUCAAGUCAACUCGAGAUCGUGUGCAGUGCUGCUGAUCAACUGGGGUAACUGGCAUUUGUCUGCCCGCGUUUCGAAUCUGCGCGCGCCUGCCUAGAUCAUCCAAGGUUUUCUUCUCCCAAGUCAACUCGUGUGUCACAGUGUCAGUAGUUAUCUUUUUUGAUGGGCAGUGUGUUAGUAAUUAUCAAUUGUAUGCAUGUCCCUCUGAUCUAGGCAAAGCCAGAGAGCAGCUAAAUAUGUCAACGAAAUGAGCACAUUAAUUACACAGCUUGGGUUUACACGUGACUCCGAUCCAGCAACCAGUAACCAUUGUUUUGCUCUGCCAAGGUUACCACCACUAUAAAUAGGUAGCUUUGCUCGCCCAGUCUGCACAAGCCCCCCUGAUAUCUGCGAUUAGGGUGGUGAUCCUACAAUGAGAUUGCUGCUCGUUGCAGUUCUUCCUCUUGUUAUCCUUAUCAUUUCUUUCCCCAUAUCUCGAGCCUAUGAUAGGGGCUCGUCAGCCGGACAUGAUAAUAGCAAUGUGCAUAAACCUAAUGGUGUAGGGCCAGUGAAGAAUCCCCAUUGUCCUAAGCCUGGACGUGGUCCAAAUCCCCAUGAAAAAGGUGAACCUGGCAAUAAUGGAUGGCUUCCACACAGAAAAGAGUGCGAUGGUGAUGAUCCCUCUCCCACAACACCAUCGAGCCCCCCUCCACCAUCUCCCUUGUACCAAGCUAACGAACCCCCUCCCCCACCACCGUCAUUGAGUCCACCGACUAUCGCUCCAUCUAGUCCCUCUAUGACACCUCCUAAUUCUAAUCCCCUUGCUACACCUCCAACGUACCAAUCUAAUGGCAAUCCACCUCCACCACAAUACAGUAGCCCACCAACAUUCGCCCCAUCUACUUUCUCACCACCACCUAGUCCCCCUGCUACACCUCCACCAUACAGAGGUAAUGACCAGCCCCCACCACCUCCACCCUCAUUUAGUCCUCAACCACUGCCACCAUCCUCUAGUCUUCCUAAUACCCCACCAGCAUUGUCAAGUCCGUCAGAAAUCGCUCCAUACAAUUCCCCACCACCUCCUUCUAGUCCCCUCGCUACACCUACGUACCAAGAUAAUGAUCAGCCCCCUCCACCGCCACCAUCAUCAUCUGGCCCCUCACCACUUUGGUCUAGUCCACCGGCAACACCUCCAACCUACCAAGUUAACCAACCACCGCCUCCGACAUCUAGUCUCCUUGCCCAAUCAGCACCACCACCACCACCACCAUUUAGCCCCCACGCCACGCCUCCGACUGAUCAAGGUAAUGGACAAACACCACCAUCGCCACCGUUACCACCACCAUUUAGCCCCCCUGCCACGCCUCCCACCGACCAAGGUAAUGGACAACCACCGCCAUCGUCAACGUCACCACCACCAUUUAGCCCCCCGGCCACACCUCCGAUUGAUCAAGGUUAUGAACAACCACCGCCAUCGUCACCGUCACCACCACCAUUUAGCCCCACCACCACACCUCCGACUGAUCAACAUAAUGGACAACCACCGCCAUCGUCAUCGCCACCAUUUAGCCCCCCCGCCACACCUCCGACUGAUCAAGGUAAUGGACAACCACCGCCAUCUGCCACACCUCCGAUUAAUCAAGGUAAUGGACAACCACCACCAUUUAGCCCCCCUGCCACACCUCCGACUGAUCAAGGUAAUGGGCAACCACCGCCAUCGUUGCCGUCACCACCACCAUUUAGCCCCCCCGCCACACCUCCGACUGAUCAAGGUAAUGGGCAACCACCGCCAUCGUCGCCGUCACCACCACCAUUUAGCCCCCCCGCCACACCUCCGGCUGAUCAAGGUAAUGGACAACCACCGCCAUCGCCGCCGUCACCACCACCAUUUAGCCCCCCCGCCACACCUCCGUCUGAUCAAGGUAAUGGACAACCGCCACCAUCGCCGCCGUCACCACCACCAUUUAGCCCCCCCGCCACACCUCCCACUAAUCAAGGUAAUGGACAACCACCGCCAUCGCCGCCGUCACCACCACCAUUUAGCCCCCCUGCCACACCUCCCACCGAUCAAGGUAAUGGACAACCACCGCCAUCUGCCACACCUCCGAUUAAUGAAGGUAAUGGACAACCACCGCCAUCGUCACCGUCACCACCACCAUUUAGCCCCCCUGCCACACCUCCGACUGAUCAAGGUAAUGGACAACCACCGCCAUCGUCACCGUCACCACCACCAUUUAGCCCCCCCGCCACACCUCCGUCUGAUCAAGGUAAUGGACAACCACCGCCAUCAUCGCCGUCACCACCAUCAUUUAGCCCCCCCGCCACACCUCCGACUGAUCAAGGUAAUGGACAACCACCGCCAUCGUCGCAGUCACCACCACCAUUUAGCCCUCCCGCCACACCUCCGGCUGAUCAAGGCAGUGGACAACCACCGCCCUCAUCGCCGUCACCACCACCAUUUAGGGCCCCCGCCACACCUCCCACUGAUCAAGGUAAUGAACAACCGCCGCCAACGUCACCGCCACCACCUACUCCACUAGCAACAACUCCAACAUAUCAACCUCCUAGCCAGCCAAUGCCACCACCCGGCCCCCCUACUGGGACUAAUGGAUGGGUGGAAGUUCAUAACUUCCGUGAUACCUUAUAUUGGCAAAUUGCCCGCUUCGCGGUGUUAAUAUUCAAGUUGGUAAACAAGAAGGAAUACACACUUGUUGAUGUUCUUUAUGUGAGCAUGCAACCUGCAGGAACUGGCAACAACUACUUUCUCGAGAUAAAAGUUGCAGAUGAAAAUAAGAAAGUCGGCAAGUAUCAUGUACUCGUGUGGGGUGUACCUGGGUCGACAACACAAACAUGGAAAUUGUUGAUGUUCCAAUUUGUAGGAAACUAAGCACAUGGUGUCUAAUGGUGAAAGUUCGAAGCUAGGUUGUGUAAGUGUGUUUUUGUCUAGGGCAAAGAUAAAUAGAAAUGGUUUGGUCAAUCUGCGGUGCAUGUUCUAAGAUUUUACUUAAUCGUUGUAGCAAUGAGUAAGGAAUGAUAUCCCACUAUAUAUGAUUGCAAUGAUACAUUUUGGGUUUGUUCUUACUUCAGAACUGCCCCAGAGUUACAGCAUAUCUGUGGAGUUAUAUAACUAUAGAUAGCCCACCUUGGGCCUAUGCUACUGAUGAGGCAUGUUCCUCAUCUCCCAUUUUACAUAAGCUCUGACAAGCUAAUGUAAGAAGCAUUAGAGAUGACUUUCUAGUUUGACGCUUAAUUUGCUGAUGUGCAUUAGCGGUGAACUUGAAGGAAUGGCGAGUUUCGUAGUACUAUACUUUUGUAUCACCUAUAUCUAUAAUAAAUAUUAAUUUGUUGUU